Messenger RNA from Tilletiopsis washingtonensis, 791 nucleotides. Its product is annotated as glycolipid transfer protein. The coding region runs from base 55 to 654 and encodes 199 amino acids. Gene Ontology annotation, biological process: ceramide transport; intermembrane lipid transfer. Gene Ontology annotation, cellular component: membrane; cytoplasm; cytosol. The record is from RefSeq and is a predicted model, not a curated record. The transcript is spliced from 6 exons. Lineage: Eukaryota; Fungi; Basidiomycota; Exobasidiomycetes; Entylomatales. Gene Ontology annotation, molecular function: ceramide 1-phosphate binding; ceramide 1-phosphate transfer activity.
CUCGCACCUUGCCUCAUCACCACAUUCACGCAACAAGAACGGAGCGCAGGCAUCAUGACGACCUACUUCGACACCGUCAAGAAGUCCUAUGCCGACGUGCCCCUCACCGACGAGGGCGUCGACACGUCGGCCUUCCUCGAGGCCACCGAGGGCCUCGUCAAGCUCUUCGACCUGCUCGGCAGCUCGGCGUUUGCCAUUGUGCAGAACGACAUGCGCGGGAACGUCAAGAAGAUCAGAGACCGUCUCCUGGCCUCGCCGAUGGAGAGCAACACGCUCGAGCGCCUCGUGGCCAACGAGGGCAAGCCGGGCGAGAAGAAGCGUGUGGCGACCGAGGGGUUGAUGUGGCUGCUUCGCGGCCUGGACUUCACAGCCCAAGCGCUGCGUCGCUCGCAAACGGACAAGAGCGAGGAGCUGACGGUGUCGUUCACCAAGGCAUACGAGGGCACGCUGCGCAAGUAUCACAACUUUGUCGUCAAGGGUGCAUUCGGACUGGCAAUGAAGGCCUGUCCGUGGCGCAAGGACUUCUACGAGAAGCUUGGCUCUCCGCCGGAGCGAGUAGAGAGCGAGCUCGAGGCAUGGCUGAACGCGCUGGAGAAGAUUGUGUCGCAGCUGCAGGGCUUCUAUGCACAGGGCAACUACGACAAGGGUCUGUAGAAGGCGUUGCAGAACGUUGCACACGCGCGAGGAAACGGCGACGGGGGACAGUGAUGGGAUGGAGAGAGGGAGGGCUAGAGCGAGAAGGGCGACUGCGAGGACGGGCGAGGGAGAAUCGGAUCUGUUGUUUCACCGCA